AUGGACCUGACCUCGUCGCCAAUUCUACCUCUGACUUCUGAUCCGGCACUCUGCGACGAUUGGGAAGAGCAACUUGACAACUCGAAAAUACCUUUCAGCACGAACUCGGACGACUUUGAAGCUCUACAUAUCAUCCAACAGGAGACCAUUUCUAGGAAGAACAAGGCAAGAGAAGUUGUACAGCAUAGGGCGUGGUCACUUCUGGACGUAUUUCGGAGUGAGGCAGAUCAUAUUGACGAAAGUCCUGUACGAUCACGUUCAAACAAUAACUACUUUCCAUUUACAUCGUCUCCGCCAAAACUCAAGAUGCCUUCUGUGUCCUCACCAGUAGCGUAUCCCCCAAGCUCCUCCCCACCGCAAGUAAAACGUUCGCGUCCAGUCCAGCCCGCAGAGGCCCGAAAGCCGAGAACUAUUGGAGGUUUUCUCCCAGAAGAAGACUCGGACGAAGAUGAUUUCUCGAGAGCGGAGCCUCCCCCGAAGAGAAGGAUGCUAGACAAUGGAAGGUCACCGAGUCCAGAACUUCAACACGACACAACAAAAGAAUUCCCGACGGAGCACCCAGAGCCAGUGGCACAAGAUGGUGGGCCUGUUGGCGGAAUGCCAAUCGAAAAUUGCGAGCAGCUCAUUCCAGUUACGCUCGGCGAGCCUCCGGCCACUGCGCCUAUACCAGAUGCCCCCGGAACUGUCGAUGACAUUGCUCUACCUUCAUUUCUAAGCAAGCGAAUGAAAAAGUCUGCCGAGGUGGUGACAUGCUCUGGCAAAUCAGUAUCGAUUCAGCAGCGUAAAAAAGAUGCCAGCAUUCCUUUCGAACAAUUGGUUGCAGCUAGAUCUACUGUCAAGGCUGGUCGGGCCAAGAAGAGCUUUUAUGGAAUCGAUAUCCACAGCUUGAUUGACGAAGCAUCGAAAGAGACUACCAAAGCCAAAGCGGCAAAAGGAACGUCAAAGGAUAAUCUCCUACCGUCAGUGGAGGGAUCGAGCACGAAACUAAAGACAAGGAGGACUCUCAUGUGGACCGAGAAGUACCGGGCAAGAAGCUUUAUGGAGCUCGUGGGCGAUGACCGGACACAUCGACAAGUUCUGAAAUGGCUUAAGGCUUGGGACCCUCUUGUGUUUCCCAAGGCAGGUAAAACGAAAGCAGCUGUACCAUCGAAACCCGGAUUUCAAGACGACGAAAAGGCCCAUCGGAAGAUUCUAUUGUUGACUGGACCCCCUGGACUUGGAAAAACUACUCUAGCACAUGUCUGUGCUCGACAAGCUGGUUACGAAGUUAUGGAGAUCAAUGCCAGUGAUGAGAGAAGCAGUAAUGUCGUGAAAAACCGGAUACGAACGAGUGUUGGUACCGAGAGCGUGAAAACAGGUUCGACGAUCACUUCGAAAUCCGGCCAUGUACAGAAAGUUGCUCAUCCGCUCUGCGUUGUUGUCGAUGAGGUAGACGGUGUGGUUGGUGGCUCCGGUGGAUCUGGAGAAGGUGGAUUCAUCAAAGCCUUGAUUGACCUGAUUCAACUAGACCAGAAGAACACUACCACUGUCAACCAAAAUCUCGGAUAUACGAAGAAAAAGAAGAAAGGUGACGACUUUAAGCUAAUGCGACCCAUCAUCCUUAUCUGUAACGAUGUCUAUCACCCAUCUCUCCGGCCCAUACGCCAGUCCAGUUUCGCUGAAAUAAUCCAUGUACGAAAACCUCCCUUGGAUGCAGUGGUCGCACGCAUGAAAUCUGUAUUCGAUAAAGAAGGGGUUCCGUGUGACAACGAUGGUGUCCGAAGAUUGUGCGAGGCUGCUUGGGGAGUCAGUCCGACCGAAUCACGCAAGGGCAAGGAAAGUUCUGGGGAGGGAGAUCUACGAGGUAUUAUGGUAGUAGGCGAGUGGGCAGCGAGGAAGCUAAAAGCUUCAAAGAAGGACGGUACAGCAAAACUUACACGAAAAUGGGUUGAGCAAAAUAUGACAAGCGAUCUCGGUCAUGGUGGAGGAGGAGCUCGUGGUGUCGGGCGAGGGGGCACCAAAGACCUGGUAAACAGGGUAUUCUUGGAGGGAGCAGGGUUUCCAAGAACCACGAACGCAGGACCUAUGCUUGUUUCGGUAGAGGGCCAGCCUCAAGCCCAACUCGGAGUUGCAGAAAUAGCCAAGAGGGCUGGUAUGGACAGGCUGCGAGAGAUGGUUGACACCAGUGGAGAAAUAGAUCGCAUAGUGACAGAUAUCUGGUCUCAAUAUCCCCGCCAGCCCUUUAACGAUGACUCCAUAAUGUCGAAGCCGGAUGCUGCAUAUGAGUGGCUGCACUUUCACGACACCUGCUCUGCCCGGGUCUUCAAUUCCCAAGAAUUCGAAUUAUCACCUUACCUGAGCCAACCUGUUCUAGCAUGUCAUCACUUGUUCUCGUCUCCUGCUCGCCAUUACUUUGGUGGAAACGAGGACAAGAAAUGGGGCGACGAAGAGGUAGAAGAGGAGCCGCUCCCAUUUUCUGGACCCAGAGCAGACUACGAAGCGCACGAAGCAGAGAAAUCAAACCGCGCGACUAUACUUGCUCUGCAAGCUAGCCUCGAUGCAACACUAUCGAGAAGUUUCAGAAGUCCCGAGGAAAUUGCCACAGAUCUGUUGCCCUAUCUCGUCAGGAUGCUUACUCCAGAAAUCAAGCCCAUCAUUGUAGGUGGUAGCGGUGACCAGAAAGGCAUAGCCAGUGUCCGAAAGGAGGCGGAAAAGGCAAUGGUGAAACGAUCUGUGGAUGUGAUGGGAUCGGUGGGAGUCAUUUUUGAACGCGGGAAGCUCGAAAGCGAUUUUGGGAACAGGGCGCCUACUUGGGUGUAUCGUAUGGAGCCACCACUGGAUACGCUGGUUCUAUUCGAGACCGCUGUCAUCUCCUCGGGAGCACCUCCUCCAGUCCGCUACGCAGUCCGACAAGUACUGGACCAAGAGUACCAGAAGAAUAUUAUCGUUCGCGAAAACGCCAUGAGGCAAGCACGUUACAAAGCUGGGAAUCAAGGCGAUGAUGCCGAGUUUUCGAUCGCUGCCAAGGGGGACAAAGGACAUCAUGUUACAGAGAUGGUGGUUGGAGCCAAGAAAGACUUCUUUGGCAGGGAGAUAAGCGAGGAUAACAUGCCGUCGCAGGAGAUCGAUGGGAAUGCUGAGGGCGAGGGAAGGAAAAGGAGGAAGACCGGGGUGAAGGAUGAUAACAAGGUGUGGGUUAGUUUCCAUGAGGGGUUCUCGAAUGCGGUACGGAAACCGAUCACCGUGGAGGAGCUGCUGAGAGGACUGUAA
This is a messenger RNA of Drepanopeziza brunnea f. sp. 'multigermtubi' MB_m1, 3249 nucleotides long. RefSeq lists its product as uncharacterized. Gene Ontology annotation, cellular component: nucleus. The record is from RefSeq and is a predicted model, not a curated record. Gene Ontology annotation, molecular function: DNA binding; ATP hydrolysis activity; ATP binding. Lineage: Eukaryota; Fungi; Ascomycota; Leotiomycetes; Helotiales; Drepanopezizaceae.